Molecule: messenger RNA, 909 nt
Organism: Prorocentrum cordatum
Lineage: Eukaryota; Dinophyceae; Prorocentrales; Prorocentraceae
Source: the annotation of a GenBank genome assembly
GUCUGCAACAACACAGAGACCGUCGAGAUGGAGGGCGAGGACCACAGGAACGAGGCCCUCUGCAUCUACCGGCACGACGUGCUUUUCGUCGCCAAGGAAGCCAUCAUUGUCCAGCCAGACGUCAUUUAUGACCCGACUCUGCCGCGCAUUUACGACUACAAGUGCCACGUGUGCUCUCACAACGAGGCUGUCUUCUACCGGCUAGACGAGACCAUCGUCGCAGACGCGAUGGCCAUCAUCUUCGUCUGCUGCAACUGCUCGCACUGGCGGACGGAGGGCAAGGACGUGCAGUACUCGCAGCCCGAGGACCCGGCGCGGAGCAGCGGGCCGUCUCGCUGGGAGCCCGCGCGUGGGGCGCGCCCCCACCCCUGGCCCGCCACCGAUCGUGAGGGCAUCCUGUCGCCUCACCGCCUGCGGCGCACACGGGGCAGCGGGGUGUGCGGAGGGGGGGGAGGGAGGAGGGAGGAGGGAGGAGGGAGGGGCAGGGGGAGAAGGACCAGAGGGAGGACGAUAAGAGCAGGGGGAGGAAGAGAGGGAGAGGAGGUGGAGGAGGAGGAGGAGGAGGAGGAGGAGGAGGAGGAGGAGAAGGGGGGAUUCAGCCCUCCUCUUCCCCCAUCCUCCCGACGCGGGCGCCCCAGAGAUGUCGACCGUUCCCCGGGGCCCGCCGUCCUGGAUCGUGUGUUUCUGACUGCGCCGAGGGCCGUACAUGAAGACCACAUUGAGGUACGAUCGAAAUUGGCACGGAAAGAACGGUCGAAAACCAACAGUCGUUUUUUUUUUUUUUACAAUUUCGAAAACCAGGGCUCGUUGUCGGGUUGGGUCGCCGACGACGUCCGUUUGGAACAGCAGAGUCGCCCGCCUAACGGCGGCCGCUGCCAGCUUUUCCCCAAUCAGAGCUUGCCACUGUAG